Molecule: messenger RNA, 1566 nt
Organism: Mangifera indica (mango)
Lineage: Eukaryota; Viridiplantae; Streptophyta; Magnoliopsida; Sapindales; Anacardiaceae
Exons: 3
Coding region: 204-1232 (342 amino acids)
Source: RefSeq, a predicted model, not a curated record
AGUGAAGCCCCCUUCUCUUUUUAUCCCUUAAUUUACACUUAACCAGCCCACUGUCUCCCUCAGCUCUUCUUCCUUGUUUUUUCUGUGAGUUAAUAGAGCUGAGCCCCCUUCCCCGUCCCCGCUCCGAAUCUUUGUCUCUUUUUCUUUUCUUCCAACGCACACUUCCUUCCUCUUAUAUUCACCCUUUAUUCCACCACAUCCUCAUGGGAAACAACUGUUGUUCUCCCUCCAAGACUCGCUCCAAGAAACUAACUCCGACGCCAGAAAUGGUUCCGUUCGAGGCCAUCAAGAUCAAGCCGCCGCCUCCGCCGUCGACCGCUACGCCCACCAUCAAGCUGUACGGCUCCGCUACCAGCUCUCUCACCGCUUAUGCUCGUUUUGCGCUUCUUUAUAAAUCCAUUUCUCCUCAGUUUAUUUCUUCUAAUAUGGAAACCACGGUGCAAAUCUGCGCUGGUUUCGACUCCGCGACAGGGGAUCGCGAAACGCUGCUGCGUUUCAUCGAGAGUAGGUUUCCUCAACCGCCGUUGACGGCGGUGACGGUGAUAAGGGAUGACUAUCGGGAGAAGGUUUACGAUGACGUUACGUCGCCGGUUAUUGUGAGGGUGGUGGUGCUGCAGCACAAGAGUGUGAGGUGGCACCUGGAGAGGAUGGUGAGGUGGGCGGAGGAUCUGGCCAAACGCGGCGGGAAGAAGGCGGUGGAUCCAGCGGUGGGGAGUCCGAAAAUGGAGAUGAGGAAGUUCGGGAAGAACUACUCGCAGCUGCUGGAGUUGAUGUUAGAGCACGCCCAAAUGGAGGAGAGAGUUGUGUUUCCGGUGCUGGAAAUGGCUGAUCGAGGACUCUGCAAGGGUGCAAAUGAAGAACAUGCAAAGCACCUUCCCAUAAUGAACGGCAUCAAAGAAGACAUUAAAUCGAUUGGAGUUUUAGACUCUGGAACCUCCGUUUAUCAGGAAGCUCUUUACAACCUUUCCGGUCGACUCAAAUCCCUACAGGAGCAUUGUAAAGAGCAUUUUGAGGAGGAAGAAAGGGAUUUACUGCCAUUGGUACAGGCCACAGAGCUGAGCAAAGAGCAACAGAAGAAAAUACUGGUUCAGUGUGUGAACACGAUGCAGGGGACUCACUCACACUUGUUUAAAGUUUUCCUUGAAGGGCUCCUCCCUCAGGAAGCUAUGCUGUAUCUGGACUUGAUCAGCGAUGCAGUCACCAAGAACCAACUGUCUCCAUGUUACUUAUGAUUGAUUGUCGAGAAUUUAGAUCUUAGCAUGAAUGAACUUUGUCAUGUUAAUAAAACUUGUAACAUCAUAAGUCUACAGAUUACAAGUUUUAUGUUCUACUUACUAAAAUCUCGAUAGUCCUGUUACAAUUUGAGACUGUUCAUUCAGCUAGGGUUCUUGUAUAUUAGAUAUGGAUGGUAGCUUUUAUGGUUUUGUUGAAUUGAAGGGAGAAAGCUUUUAUAAUUUGCAGGGCAGGUUUGUGCAGAGAAAUGGCAUCUUAAAUGUGUAAAAAUAUUUGUCAGUUACAAAGAAAGUGCAGUUUAUGAUGAAUAAAGAUUGGUGUUAAAUUUGUCAA